This is a messenger RNA of Aspergillus heteromorphus CBS 117.55, 820 nucleotides long. RefSeq lists its product as uncharacterized. The record is from RefSeq and is a predicted model, not a curated record. The coding region runs from base 351 to 737 and encodes 128 amino acids. The transcript has a single exon. Lineage: Eukaryota; Fungi; Ascomycota; Eurotiomycetes; Eurotiales; Aspergillaceae.
UACACUCCUACAUCCAUGGGUACAAGGGCUAUAUCCAGCCAAAGUAUUGCAAUAAUGAGAGCACACAUACUAACAUCAAGUUUGAUGCGGUCUCUAUCGCAUCAUACUGAUACAACCCCGGGACCGGGCUCCCACGUAAUUCCAUAUUUAAGCAGCGCAGCCAGCCCACUUUUCACAUCUCGUCUUGAUCCUUCUGCUUCCUCAAUUCUCCCACUCACAGCACACACUCAUAUAAACCGAGAACACUUCAACCAUGAGCGACAUCGGGCCAGAGUUUCUGUCCGAAAGGGCGAACUGGGCUUAUUGAACGGCUCUUUAAGACCACAGACCGAGAAGAGCCGGGAAGUGUGAUGUGGGUAUUUCUCUGGCUGUGCGACAUCAAGUACCUAUAUCAUUUGAUCAAACUGGCCGAACGAAAACAUCCCAUCGUCAAGAUCCGGUUGAAUGAACGUCGCUUUAUCAGAAGUCUGAAAAGAUUGGUCUUUUACCGAAAAUCCCGGGCUGCGGAUAGCGUACCCAACACCAUGAGCAUUCAAGAGUCGCGUCUAAUCAGACGCUCGGCGAGAGUGUCAGAUGAAGCUCUCAGGAGAGACAAACGCUGCGUCAUCACCAAAACACCAGAGCCACUCGAAACAUGUCAGAUUUUCCCCUAUUCUAUUCAUGAGCUGGAUGUCGGUGACUUCUGGGCGCUCUCUUCACUUUUUCUGGCCGGAGGCGACAAUCAAACGAUGGGAUGACAAUACCGCUGGCGAAUACGGAACGGAGAGAUGCUGCAAUCGGAUCACCCUAUCCAAGGAUGUCCGUGGUCUUUGGGAGAACG